Zalophus californianus (California sea lion) is the source of this 647-nucleotide messenger RNA. RefSeq names its product peroxiredoxin-5, mitochondrial-like. The coding region runs from base 3 to 584 and encodes 193 amino acids. NCBI's taxonomy places the organism in Eukaryota, Metazoa, Chordata, Mammalia, Carnivora, Otariidae. The record is from RefSeq and is a predicted model, not a curated record. Gene Ontology annotation, cellular component: mitochondrion; peroxisome; cytoplasm. Gene Ontology annotation, molecular function: thioredoxin peroxidase activity. Gene Ontology annotation, biological process: cell redox homeostasis; cellular response to oxidative stress; hydrogen peroxide catabolic process. The transcript is spliced from 2 exons.
GCAUGGGUGGCUGCAGGAGCAGGUGGGUGCAGGCAACAAAGCAGGGAGUAGACACUUGGUGGGGCCUCAGUUUCAGCAGUGCUGCCUCAGCUAUGGCCCCAGUCAAGGUGGGAGAUGCCAUCCCUUCAGUGGUGGUUUUUGAAGGGAAGCCUGGGAACAAGGUGAACCUGACAGAGCAGUUCGAGGGCAAGAAAGGGAAAGGGGUAUUGUUUGGAAUCCCUGGGUCCUUUACCCCGGCCUGUUCCAAGACCCACUUGCCAGUGUUUGUGGAGCAGGCUGAGGCUCUGAAGGCCAACGGGGCUCAGGUGGUAGCAUGUCUGAGUGUUGAUGUUUUUGUGACUGAAGUGUGGGGACCAGCUCACAACUCAGGAGGCAAGGUUAGGCUCUUGGCUGACUCCACUGAGACCUUUGGGAAGGAGAUGGAUUUGUUACUAGAUGAUUCAUUUGUGUCUGUCUUUGGAAAUCACCAGCUCAAGAGGUUCUCCGUAGUGGUAGAGGAUGGCAUAGUGAAGUACCUGAAUGUGGAACCAAAGGAUAUAGGCCUCACCUGCAGCCUGGCUCCCAACAUCAUCUUGCAGCUCUGAGGCCCUGGGCCGAGACAUACUACUUCUACCCUUUUCUACUUCACCUGCCCAACCCCAGAUAGA